Messenger RNA from Entrophospora candida, 1998 nucleotides. The record is from the annotation of a GenBank genome assembly. Lineage: Eukaryota; Fungi; Glomeromycota; Glomeromycetes; Entrophosporales; Entrophosporaceae.
AUGUUGAAGGAAAUUCUAAAUAAAAAGUAUACAUUAUAUGCCACUAGUUUAUUAGAAGAGAAAAAAAAGUUGAAAAAAUACAAAUCAUUAGCUAAAUUAUUUAUUCAAACACCUUAUACUGCUAUUACUACAACUACAACUACAACUACCAUCGCUAAUGAUAAUCUAUCAUCCUUAUCAACAAACCCUUCUUUUUAUUCAAAUAUUUUAAACUCUGUUAGAUUAGAAGACUAUCAAGAUGAUGAUAAUUUAUCAAAUAUAACAUGGCCGCCGCCUUCCAGAAAAGUAAUGUUAGAUUUGCUUAAAGGAUUAAACAAAGAUUUAAACGAUGCUUCCACCACCAAACAUAAUUCGUCAUCAUCGUCACAUUUUGAUCUUUUGGUAAUUGGUGGCGGUGCAACCGGUAGUGGUGUAGCGCUCGAUGCUGCUACCAGAGGAUUGAAGGUAGCAUUGGUAGAAAGAGAUGAUUUUGCAUCUGGUACUUCAUCUCGUUCAACUAAACUUGUACAUGGUGGUGUAAGAUAUUUGGAAAAGGCAUUUAAAGAAUUAGAUUAUGGACAGUAUAAACUUGUUAAAGAAGCACUUCAUGAACGUGCAAAUUUUUUUAAUGUUGCUCCUUACCUAUGUUUUCAAUUACCUAUCAUGUUGCCAAUUUACAAAUGGUGGCAAGUCCCUUAUUAUUGGAUUGGAUCAAAAACGUAUGAUUUACUUGCAGGCAAAGAAGGAGUAGAAAAUUCAUAUUUUCUAACAUGUGGUAAAGCACUUGAUGCUUUCCCUAUGCUAAAUAACGACAAACUUGUUGGUGCAAUGGUUUAUUAUGAUGGUCAACAUAAUGAUGCUCGUAUGAAUGUUGCAAUUGCUUUGACUGCUAUAUGUCAUGGUGCGGUUAUUGCAAACCAUGUAGAAGUCUUAAAUUUACUAAAAGAUGAAUUUAAUGUAAUUAAUGGAGCAAGAGUUAGAGAUAAUUUGACAGGCGAAGAAUGGGAUGUUAAGGCCAAGGGUGUCAUAAAUGCUACAGGUGCAUUCACAGAUAGCAUACGAUCAAUGGAUGAUCCAAGUAAUAAUAAUAUUGUUGCACCAUCAUCUGGUACACAUGUGAUAUUACCAAAUUAUUAUAGUCCUAGAAAAAUGGGUUUACUUGAUCCUGAAACAUCAGAUGGUAGGGUUAUUUUCUUCUUGCCGUGGGAAGGAAACACCAUUGCUGGCACAACUGAUUCACCUACAGAAGUAACUUUUGAUCCUAAACCUAAAGAGGAAGAGAUUCAAUGGAUUCUACACGAAGUUGGAAGAUAUUUAAACCCUGAUAUCAAAGUACGAAGGGAUGAUGUUCUUGCUGCUUGGUCAGGUAUUAGACCAUUGGUUCGAGACCCUUCAGCAAAAAACACAGCAGAGUUGGUGAGAAAUCAUAUGAUUAAUGUUAGUAGUUCAAAACUGAUUACUAUUUCUGGUGGUAAAUGGACUACUUACCGUGCAAUGGCACAAGAUACUGUUGACAAAGCAAUUGAAGUUUUUGAUUUAAAGCCAACCAAUGAAUGCAUUACAGAAAAAGCAAAACUUAUCGGAUCUCAGGCUUAUUCUAGAACAAUGUUUAUUAAACUUAUACAACAUUUUGGUAUAGAAACAGAAGUUGCACAGCAUUUAGCUGAUAGUUAUGGUGAUCGAGCAUGGGAUGUAGUUUCAUUAGCAUUACCUACUAACAAACAUUGGCCAAUUUUUGGUCAUAGAAUAAGUCCAAUUUAUCCUUAUAUUGAUGCAGAAAUACUAUAUGCUAUUAAACGAGAAUAUGCAUGUACUCUUGUGGAUGUAAUUGCCAGAAGAACACGAUUAGCAUUUUUGGAUGCACAAGAAACAUUUAAUUCAUUACCACAUAUUAUUGAGAUAAUGAGUAAAGAACUUAAUUGGACAAAAGAACAAAGAACCCAGGAAUUUAAUAAAGCUGUAGAAUUUUUAAUAACAAUGGGUUUGCUGCUACCAAAAGAAAAAUUAACUUUAAAAUAG